AUUAGACGUGCCCCAAAUCCCACGCGCACCGCAUCCUCCGCCCACCCUUCCCCAAAGAUGCCGCCACCACAACUCUAACCCCCCGCCGCCCCAUUUCAAUUCCCACCACCGUCUUCACCACCACUCCACCGCUCCAGCUCCAACCGCUCGCUCUCCCCGCCCCACCUCGUCAUGGCCUCCCACCUCCACCUCCGCCUCCACUUUGCCGCCCCACCACCUCUCCUUCCCCACCACCACCACGAGCACCGUCUCCACCUCCGCCGCCUCCGGAGGCCACCCGCCCCCGUCCUAAACCCAGCCCGAACGCCGCCCCCUCCUCUCCCCCGCCUCCUCUCCCGCACCCGUCCCGUCCGGGCGGUCGGGGGCGGUGCGGAGGAGGGCACGGCGGAGCCGAAGGAGGGGGACGGGGAGGCUGGCGGCCGCGGGCUCGUGGGAGAGGACUCGGCCGCGUUCCGGCUCGGGGACCAGAGCGUGGCGUCGUGGGCCUACUUCGGCGGGAUACUCGCAGCCGUGCUCUGGGCGCUCAACGUGCUGUGGAUCGACCCCGGCACCGGGGUCGGGACCAGGUUCCUCGACGCCGUCGCCUCCGUCUCCGACAGCCACGAGGUUGUUAUGUUGCUCCUUACAAUCAUUUUUGCUGUAAUCCAUAGUGGUAUGGCAAGUCUACGAGAAACUGGUGAGAAAAUAGUAGGGGAGCGUGCUUACCGUGUGCUGUUUGCUGGAAUCUCACUGCCUCUGGCAGUUACUACUGUUGUAUACUUUAUAAAUCAUCGGUAUGAUGGUACUCAACUAUGGCAAGUUCAGGGCAUCUCUGGCAUCCAUGAGCUUGUUUGGCUCUCAUCGUUCAUUUCAGUCUUCUUUCUGUAUCCAUCUACUUUCAAUCUUUUGGAAGUGGCAGCUGUGGACAAGCCCAAAUUGCAUAUGUGGGAAACUGGAAUAAUGCGUAUCACCAGGCAUCCACAGAUGGUUGGCCAGGUAGUUUGGUGCCUAGCUCACACACUAUGGAUUGGCAACUCAGUUGCUGUGGCGGCCUCCAUCGGAUUGAUCGGCCACCACCUGUUUGGUGCUUGGAAUGGUGAUAGGAGGCUGGCAUCACGCUAUGGUGAAGCCUUUGAAGUCCUGAAGAAAAGAACGAGUGUGGUGCCUUUUGCUGCAAUCGUUGAUGGACGUCAGAAACUACCCAAAGAUUACUACAAGGAGUUCAUUCGGUUACCGUAUGUCGCGAUUACAGCUUUAACCUUGGGGGCAUACUUUGCUCAUCCCUUGAUGCAAGCAUCUAGCUACCAACUUCCGUGGUAGUAGUAGAGAGUGAUGUACAUACAUAUGUCGUUCAUUACUGAAAAGCGUUUCAACGAACAAAGAAAAAACAAGAACUAGAAAUUUUGUAUUUCAGCAGUGUACUUUGUUCCCAUUGGGCCAUACAAGAAUGUAUCCCUAGAUUGGGGGGCUAGCUUGGUUUA
Molecule: messenger RNA, 1460 nt
Organism: Phragmites australis (common reed)
Lineage: Eukaryota; Viridiplantae; Streptophyta; Magnoliopsida; Poales; Poaceae
Product: 15-cis-zeta-carotene isomerase, chloroplastic-like
Exons: 4
Coding region: 172-1299 (375 amino acids)
Biological process (GO): carotene biosynthetic process
Cellular component (GO): chloroplast
Molecular function (GO): 9,15,9'-tri-cis-zeta-carotene isomerase activity
Source: RefSeq, a predicted model, not a curated record